Molecule: messenger RNA, 2474 nt
Organism: Sorex fumeus (smoky shrew)
Lineage: Eukaryota; Metazoa; Chordata; Mammalia; Eulipotyphla; Soricidae
Gene: TCTN1
Product: tectonic family member 1
Exons: 15
Coding region: 54-1811 (585 amino acids)
Biological process (GO): cilium assembly; protein localization to ciliary transition zone
Cellular component (GO): MKS complex
Source: RefSeq, a predicted model, not a curated record
GGUUGCUGGGCAACGCGCGUUCCAUCCCCGGAAGCGCGAGGUUCCGCCGGGCCAUGGGGCUUCGGGCAGUACCACCUCUUCUGCUGGUGUUCCUGGACUGCUGGGCCUCCGUGUGUGCCCAGGCCGGGGCCACGCCGCCGGGCCCGACGGAGGCCCUGGAAAGCACGGAGGCCGCCCUGACGACUGUUCGUCCCUCGUUGUCGCCCAGGCCCCCGGCGACUCCCAGGCACCCCACCUCCGGCCCCCGGCCCACCCCGGUCACGGACGUUGCUGCUCUGUGCGUCUGUGACUUGUCUCCAGCCCGGUGUGACGUCAACUGCUGCUGUGAUCCUGACUGCAGCCCUGUGGAUUUCAGUGUCUUUUCUGCCUGCUCAGUUCCAGUUGUCACGGGUGAUCGUCAGUUUUGCAGUCAAAAAGCAGCCAUCUAUUCCUUGAAUUUUACAGCGAACCCACCCCAAAGAGUCUUUAAACUUGUUGAUCAGAUCAAUCCCUCCGUAUUCUGUAUUCAUAUUACAAAUUAUAAACCUGCAUUAUCCUUUGUUGAUCCAGAAGUACCUGAUGAAAGUAAUUUUGAUAAAUUGAUGAAAACAUCUCCUGGCUUUUCUUUGAACGCAGAAUCAGAUACUUCUUUCACAAACACAUCAGAUGCUCCAAAGGCUGGUAAAUAUGAGUAUGGCAUUCCUGUGCAGACGGCAGAUGGAUUCCUGAGGUUCCCUGCGCCGCUCAUGUCAGCUCUGUGCACCGAUAACAACCCUGCGGCUUUUCUGGUGAAUCAAGCUGUUGAGUGCAGCAGAAAGAUAAGCUUGGAGCAGUGUGAAGAAGCCGAAGUGCUGAGCAUGGCCUAUUACAGCAGCCCUAAAAUUCUGAAGGUUCCGAAUUCGACAGCGAAGCAGGUCUCUCUGUCCAUGCGGUCCGUCAUCCUCCGUUCUCUCAACAAGACACUGUCCCGGCUGGACGGCCCUCGGGUGCUGUGGCCGGUGCUCACAGAGGCCGGGCAUAUGAAAGUCUGCAGAAACGUGGUUCUUGAGGUGAAAUACAGCCUCACGUAUUCCCCCGCGGGAGAGGUAACGAAUGCUGCACUCUCCCUCCUCCUGGGGACCGUGAGCAGCGCCCAGAUGCCUCUCCAGCAAAAAUUUAACAUUCACUUUAUCCAGCAAGCCACAAAGCCCGUUCCUCUCAGCGGCAACCCAGGUUAUGUGGUGGGGCUCCCACUAGUCGCUGGAUUUCGGCCGCAGCGGGGGUCCGGGAUCAUUCAGACCACAAAUAGAUAUGAACAACUUACUGUCCUUCGUAGCACGGCUGAGCAAGACUGCUUAGCAGUGGAGGGGACGCGAACCCCCGUCUUAUUUGGCUACAAUAUGCAAACUGGCUGUAAACUAAGGCUGGCCGGCACGGUCACCUGUCAGCUGGCGGCGCGGCAGGUCCGGAGCCUGCUGUGGGGCCGCAGCUUCCCGGAUUACGUGGCUCCUUUCGGAAACUCGCAAGCCCAGGAUGUGCUGGACUGGGUGCCCGUCCACGUCGUCACUCAGGCGCCCACCCUGAAGGACUCCUGCCAGCUCCCAGUGGCUUUGGUUCUGGAAGUGAAAUGGACUAAAUACGGCUCCUUACUGAACCCGCAGGCCAAGAUAGUAAACGUGACUGCGACCUUGAUCUCAUCCGCGCUCAAGACCAGCCCCGGCGCUGAGAGGACAAUUCUUAUUUCCACGGCGGUCACCUUUGUGGACGUGUCGGCCCCGGCAGAGGCGGGCUACCGGGCUCGGCCCACCAUCAACGCCAAGCUGCCUUUUGACUUCUUCUUCCCGUUUGUCUGACGGACAAGACCUGAAAGUUCGAGAAGCAGUUGGUGGGACGAGCUCAGAGUCGCGGCUAAGUCACCGGCCAGCUUUGUUCAGCUUGAAGCAAGAGUCAAGUGUUGAACGAGACGCAGGGUUUCGGGUGCGGGACGGGGAACUCUCCCAGCCAGAGAGGAGCUCGGGCCUUCCAGAGGCCUGUCCCCGCGGGAGCCACGCCAGGAGGCCGGGUGCCUAGCUCACGUCGCCCACCAGCCCAUGCUGUCUCAGCAACUGGUUCAGCCGCUCAAUUUCUUGCUCCUGUUGGUACAAGAGUAGAGGAAGGCCCAAACUGUGAGCCGUGGCCGCGAGACCUGGGGUACCCUGGGGCCUGGUGAGACGCUUGGGAAGGAGGUGACCCCUGGGCUCUGACUGAAAGGACCAGGGGCGCCAGGCCUGGUGACCGAUGGGCAUCCCCCAGGACUCUGAUUACCUUCUCUGUGCAGCUGAACUCGAGGUGUUGAAUCUUGGCCGCCAGCUGCGCAUUCAGCUGCCUUAACCGGAGCAGUUGCCGUUCUGAGCGCGUCUUAACGGAGAUGAUUAUCCCUGGAAAAGAGGCCUGGGUCUCAGCUCUGGAAAGAGAACCUGGCUUCCCGUCAGAUGUUCCCCCCAGGGAAGAGCCAUCGCCAAGGCAUCUGGUGUGGA